UCCCUGGAGCGUGAGCGGGCGCGGGCUUCGCGACUGCGCAGUAGAGUUGCUCUGUCGCCGCGGUGAAGAGAGAGACGCGAUGGCGGGUCCCGCGUGGAUGUCCAAGGUCUCUCGGCUGCUGGGGGCAUUUCACAACCCAAAACAGGUGACCAGAGGUUUUGCUGGUGGUGUUCAGACAGUAACUUUAAUUCCAGGAGAUGGUAUUGGCCCUGAGAUUUCAGCCUCGGUUAUGAAGAUUUUUGAUGCUGCCAAAGCGCCCAUUCAGUGGGAGGAGCGGAACGUCACUGCCAUCCAAGGGCCGGGAGGAAAGUGGAUGAUCCCUCCGGAAGCCAAGGAGUCCAUGGACAAGAACAAGAUGGGCCUGAAAGGCCCUUUGAAGACCCCAAUAGCUGCUGGUCACCCAUCCAUGAACUUAUUGCUGCGUAAAACCUUUGACCUCUAUGCAAAUGUCCGACCAUGUGUCUCCAUCGAAGGCUAUAAAACCCCUUACACCGAUGUAAAUAUCGUCACCAUUCGCGAGAACACAGAAGGAGAGUACAGUGGAAUCGAGCAUGUGAUUGUGGAUGGCGUUGUGCAGAGUAUCAAGCUCAUCACCGAGGAGGCAAGCAGGCGCAUCGCAGAGUUCGCCUUUGAGUAUGCCCGGAAUAAUCACCGGAGCAACGUGACCGCCGUGCACAAAGCCAACAUCAUGCGAAUGUCAGAUGGGCUUUUUCUGCAGAAAUGCAGGGAAGUUGCAGAGAACUGUAAAGACAUUAAAUUUAACGAGAUGUACCUCGACACAGUAUGUUUGAAUAUGGUCCAAGACCCGUCCCAGUUCGAUGUUCUUGUUAUGCCAAACUUGUAUGGAGACAUCCUGAGCGACCUGUGUGCAGGAUUGAUUGGAGGUCUCGGCGUGACACCAAGUGGCAACAUUGGCGCCAACGGGGUCGCGAUCUUCGAGUCGGUUCACGGGACGGCCCCGGACAUCGCUGGCAAGGACAUGGCCAACCCCACGGCCCUGCUGCUCAGCGCGGUGAUGAUGCUGCGCCACAUGGGGCUGUUCGAGCACGCUGCGAAGAUCGAGGCGGCCUGCUUCGCCACCAUUAAGGACGGGAAGAGCUUAACAAAAGAUUUGGGAGGCAAUGCAAAAUGCUCGGACUUCACACAAGAAAUCUGUCACCGAGUGAAAGACUUAGAUUAAGGCUUUACAGAUGGCACCCACCUCCGUCCCCGCCGCCCAAGCCACGUGGAGCUGAGCGAGAACACGUUCCAUUCUGAGUGCACCGGGUCUCCCGGCCUCCGCCAGAGCACCUCUGGGCCUGGCCUUUCACCCAAGUCCGCAAAGGGCGCAGGUGACGUCCCCUGGGUGUGCUUUCCAAGGACUUUUCCAAGUGCUUGUUUUAUUUAUUGAUGUCUAUUUGGUAAACAUUUUUUGUAAGCUCUUAAGUGGACUGUAUCAUUUACCAUUGUUAACCAUUUUACACUUCAGUUGAAACCGUUUUCCUCAGCUGUAAACAUGAUAUACCAUUAAUAAGAGAAAACAUCUAACUUUCUAAAGAAAAAGUUGUCACUAGUUUAUGAAAAAUGUAAUAAAAAUAAAACAGAAUACUGACAUAAUAGCACAACAUGACAUUCUUAUCAAAUGAACGGGCACCAGAGAAAUUUCCUAGGAAAGUUCACAUCACAAACUGUGACCACGGUGUGUUUCUUCAUGAUACGGAAAACUAACACAGAUCUGUCCUUUAUAUGAAUUACUGACUAUGAAUAAAGACUUCAAAUCCAAGAAAUACGAGAGGUAACUUCUGUUACUAAGAUACAGAGUGAUACGGUGGCUACAAAGACACAGCUACAUUGAAUUAUUUUGUUACCUUGAGCCUUUCAUGAAGCGAAGGGCCGAACUUCCUUCUCACUGGACACACUAAGCAUCAUGGGUAACAGCCGUGGAGGCCCCACCCGACAGUCCGGUGUGGCAGCUGACCUGCGUGCGGUCACACUUCUGCAGCACGCGUCCCCCUCCGGCCGGUCCUGCUGAGGGGCCUGACCACACUAUUAAUUCCGUGUUUCAGAGGCUGCCCUCCCUGCCCCAGAGCACCCCCAGGGAGGGGCCAGGUUGCAGACAGCAGACGCCUGAGCCGGGUCACAGCCAGCAGCAGGGACCUGGGCUCGGGCUCGGCCCUCAGGCGCCGCUCCCCCCAGCAUGGUUUUCCUUCGCCCUCAGGUGCUGAGUCACUGUUUUCCUGAACAGGCACCCUUUGGCCCCAAACCAAAGGCAACUCACGUUGCUCCUCGUGUAACGACACAAACCUGAGGCUCUGCUUAAUGGGCCCGGGUCACGGGAUACCUUAACGACAGGUAUCCCUGCCUGGGUGCUUUUUAAGGCUUGUAACCAGACUUGCAAUCUCACAUGUGUUUCACUGUUUCAGCUGUUGCUUCCUCUGUUUUGUUGAAAUUUGUGACUUCCUCUUGUGUUCACACUAAUAAAGAAUUCCGGAGCUGAC
Messenger RNA from Phyllostomus discolor (pale spear-nosed bat), 2477 nucleotides. It is a transcript of the gene IDH3A, whose product is annotated as isocitrate dehydrogenase (NAD(+)) 3 catalytic subunit alpha. The coding region runs from base 80 to 1180 and encodes 366 amino acids. Gene Ontology annotation, biological process: tricarboxylic acid cycle; isocitrate metabolic process. The record is from RefSeq and is a predicted model, not a curated record. The transcript has 11 exons. Lineage: Eukaryota; Metazoa; Chordata; Mammalia; Chiroptera; Phyllostomidae. Gene Ontology annotation, cellular component: mitochondrion. Gene Ontology annotation, molecular function: NAD binding; isocitrate dehydrogenase (NAD+) activity; magnesium ion binding.